AUGGCGAACCGGAUCUUCGAGUACUUCGUAGUUUGUGGAGUUGGGCCGGAGAUUCGGACCUAUGAAGGGGGCGAUAAGGGAUUCCAUGGGACUGGGAUCAUGUAUUUGCCGUCGCUGCUUGAUCAGUAUCCGCCCACCAAUCAUACUCUUUAUCCUCCCCCGCCUCCUCAGCUUCCCACUUGUGUUUUACCUGCUGGUGUCGAGUUUUAUGCUUCAGGGUUUGAUUCCAAAGACCUGUCAACCUUUCCACGGAGCUAUCCUAUUGUUUUGACAGAGGGAGAUGGGUCUAAGAUUUAUGUUAGUUGCAUUGCUUUCCGAGAUCCUGUUUGUGAGGACAUUAUUGAAGCUUAUCGCAUCCCUGCAAAUAGUUUUGCUGAUAAAUGCAUCUGCCUGGUUUCUCGUGCACCUUGUUUCCGUAUUCUACGAGAUGCCUUGGAAGAAAUAUAUGCGCUUUGUUUCUCCCCUUCUGGAAGUCGCAAGCCAUUAUGGGAUGUUAUAGCAUAUCUGGUGUCCAAUGUACCUUUGCCUACUCCUGGGAAAGAUCGGGUUCUAUUUGCCAUCGAAAAUAGCCUUCUUGCAGUUGAGGUUCCACCAAAGGAUUGGCUUCCUCAUGCUGAUAUCUCUUUUCAACCUUUGAUCCAGUGCUUAGAUGUUGAUAAUUUCAUCAAAUUAUUCACCGCUGUGUUGCUAGAAAGAAGGAUUUUACUUCGCUCAGACAAGUAUUCUCUUCUGACUCUUGUUUCAGAGGCAAUAUGCCAUUUGAUAUAUCCGUUUCGGUGGCAGCAUGUCUACAUUCCACUCCUAUUUUUCAGUGGAGUGGAUUACAUUGAUGCUCCUACACCCUAUAUGAUGGGUCUUCAUUCAGGUGUUGAUACUUAUGGGCUCACAAUGGAUGGUGUAGUUGUUGUAGACCUUGAGCACAACUCUAUCUCCACAUCAGAGGAUAUUCCCCCAAUUCCAGAACCAGAGUAUAGCAAUUUGCGGGGGGACAUUAUGAAAUUGUUGCAUCCAAAUGUUGUUGGUAUUGAUCAAAUGAAAGCUGGUUUACGCGAUGGCGUCGUGGAGUUCCAUAUUGGUAAUAGCAAGCCUUGGGGAGAAGAUCAGGAUCUUCAACUCAGGCUUAUAUUCCUGAAGUUCUUUGCAUCAAUAUUAGGUGGCUACCGCAAUUUUAUUGAAAAAAAUGUGAAUGGAAAUGUUGCCUUCAACGCUCAGGCUUUCUUGAAGAAGCGUUCUCGGUUAACGAACCAGCCUCCAGAUCCAAUGAUAACCCAAUUCUUAGAUGCACAAGGUGUCUUCGAGUAUUUUGAGAGGGGUGUUGGUUCCGCUGAAAGCAAUAAUAACCUGCUCGAUAAGCUGCAAGAUGCGAUGGGCAGGGGUCAAAGUGCUAUGUCAAUCUUCCCAUCCAUUUCAGAAGAGCCUGAGAUUAUAACUAUAUCUGACCUGCAUGUAACAACAGCAGGAGAAUCUACCAAGCAUUGUUAUGAGAGAUUCCCUUCAAACGUCAGAACUGAAGAGCAAGAGGAAAAGAGAAAGCAGGUUCUUGCAGCAGCUAGUGUAGCUCUUGAGUACUCUGGAAAGCAUAGUCCUGGUUCACCUAUGUUUGCUGGUCAAGAUUCCAAGGCUGAAAGCCUCAGUCCAAGGGAGAGGGCUGCUGAAAGGGAGCGGAUGGUUUUGGACAUCAAAGUGAAGUUGCAGGGAUUAUGGCUGCGACUUUUGAAACUUGGAGCAACUGACGAUCCCCUUUCGUCAUUUGAAUAUGGAACAAUUCUUGCUUUGAUCGAGUCUGACGCUGAGGGGAUCGGUGGUAGUGGCUUUGUAGAAUGUAUAAGGGAGCACAUUCACUCGGGUUGGACCUGUCAAUUGACUGAUGAGCAAUUUAUUGCGGUCAAGGAACUGCUCAAGACUGCAAUUACUCGUGCUGCCUCUCGAAAUGACAUGGCCACUAUCAGGGAUGCCCUUGAGGUUUCUGCCGAAAUGUACAAGAAGGACACAAACAAUGUUUCAGACUACGUCCAGCGACAUCUUCGUUCUCUUCCAGUGUGGGAUGACUUGCGCUUUUGGGAAGGGUAUUUUGAUUAUCUACUGGACCGCUUCUCCAACAAAUCUACAAAUUAUGCAACACUUGUGACGAGUCAACUAAUCGUGAUGGCUACUCACAUGGCUGGUUUAGGACUCGCUGAUACCAAUGCAUGGGGUAUGAUUGAAACAAUAGCUGGGAAAAACAAUAUUGGAUACAAGCAUAUGAUAAAACUGAGGGGAUUUCUGGCACACAUUAAGCAAAUUUGUAUUGGUUACUGGGGAAUCUACUCUGUUAAGUCCCAGGCUCCAGCAUCAUAUGGUUUGGCAUCUCCACGUCCUCAAGAUGGUGCUACUGAAGCCCAGCUACCAUCUGAGGCAUCUGGUGCAGGGAGAAGCUGGGUCCAGAGCAUGUUUAGCAGAGAUACUUCACUAAGAGCUAACUCAUUUAGCCGUGCUCCUGCAGCAGAGAAUGGCAAACAAGAGCUAUCUGCAGCUGGGCAAAAGAAAAUACAAACUAGUGUGCGCACUCUUAGGGGUCACACUGGGGCAGUCACUGCUCUACAUUGUGUCACUAGAAGGGAAGUGUGGGAUCUCAUUGGUGACCGGGAAGAUGCAGGCUUCUUUAUCAGUGGAAGCACUGAUUGCACGAUUAAGAUUUGGGAUCCUAGUAUGCGUGGUUCUGAACUCCGGGCAACGUUAAAGGGGCACACAAGAACAAUUCGGGCAAUAAGUUCCGAUAGAGGCAAAGUUGUUUCGGGAUCUGAUGAUCAGACUGUGCUUGUAUGGGAUAAGCAAACUACUCAGCUCCUUGAAGAGCUAAAGGGCCACGAUGCUCAGGUAAACUAUGUGCGGAUGUUAUCGGGUGAACGUGUCCUUACGGCUGCUCAUGAUGGGACCAUUAAAAUGUGGGAUGUGAGAACGGAUACUUGUGUUGCUACUGUGGGUCGCUGCUCAAGUGCUGUUCUCUGUGUAGAAUAUGAUGACUCAACUGGAAUCCUGGCUGCUGGAGGAAGAGAUGCGAUUGCUAAUAUUUGGGACAUACGAGCCGGAAGGCAGAUGCACAAAUUGUCAGGGCACACCAGUUGGAUUAAGUCAAUUAGAAUGGUUGGAGAUACUGUCAUAACCGGCAGUGAUGACUGGACAGCAAGGAUGUGGUCUGUUUCUCGAGGAACAUGUGAUGCUGUUCUAGCCUGCCAUGGGGGUCCUGUACUUUGUGUGGAGUAUUCUGCCUCAGACAAGGGCAUCAUCUCAGGUUCAACUGAUGGUCUGCUCCGUUUCUGGGAAAAUGAUGAAGGUGGGAUUAAGUGUGUGAAGAAUGUCACUCUUCAUACAUCUUCGAUAUUAUCCAUAAAUGCCAGUGAACAUUGGCUUGGAGUAGGGGCAGCUGAUAAUACAAUGUCUCUCUUCAAUCGGCCUCAAGAGAGGCUUGGUGGCAUAUCUAGCACAGGUGCAAAGAUGGCUGGGUGGCAGCUGUACAGAACGCCACAGAAAACAGUUGCCAUGGUACGGUGUGUGUCUUCUGACCUUGAAAGGAAACGGAUUUGUAGUGGCGGGCGCAAUGGUUUGCUCAGGUUGUGGGAUGCGACCAUAAACAUUUAG
Oldenlandia corymbosa var. corymbosa is the source of this 3618-nucleotide messenger RNA. Lineage: Eukaryota; Viridiplantae; Streptophyta; Magnoliopsida; Gentianales; Rubiaceae. The record is from the annotation of a GenBank genome assembly.